Cannabis sativa is the source of this 792-nucleotide messenger RNA. Its product is annotated as protein RESPONSE TO ABA AND SALT 1-like. The record is from RefSeq and is a predicted model, not a curated record. The transcript has a single exon. Lineage: Eukaryota; Viridiplantae; Streptophyta; Magnoliopsida; Rosales; Cannabaceae. Gene Ontology annotation, molecular function: sequence-specific DNA binding. Bases 1 to 738 code for a protein of 245 amino acids. Gene Ontology annotation, biological process: DNA-templated transcription.
AUGUCUAAAGGUUUCAAAGGUACAUCAAGUACCGACGACGACAACAACAACAACGGUAAUGGAGUUUUGUUCAAGAAUUUUUUCGAAGGAUGGUUAGUUCGUCAAGAACAUUACCUGGAUGAGCUAAUCUGCGCCAAUCAAAACUUCGAUGAAUCUUCUGAUGAUGAUCUUAGAGAGCUUGUUUCUCGAAUUCUCGCUCACUAUCAGCAAUACUACGAGGAGAAAUCGAAAAUCACCGAGCGAAAUGUAUUCCUCGUCUUUUUCCCGCCGUGGUUUACUUCUUUAGAGCAAGCUUUUCUCUGGAUCGCCGGGUUCAAACCUGGACUUGCGUUUCGUAUGGUGACGAAUUCGAUCGACGAUCUGUCUGAGGAUCAGAUACAGACCUUGAAUCGGCUUAUGAGAGAGACCAAAUCUCAGGAACGUAGCUUAAAUGAUGAGCUCGCGAAGAUCCAAGAGAGCAUUGGUGCACCGCCGUUGUUGGAGAUCGCUAGAUGCGGAGGAAGAAGAUCGGUUCACGGCGGCGAACAAGAGGAGGAGGAUUCCAACUCGGAUUCGGCUAUGGCGGCGCUCAAGUCGGGGUUGGAAGCCGUAGUGACCGCCGCUGAUAGGUUGAGGAUGUCGACGGCGUUGAAAGUUACGGACGUGCUUGAAUCGGCUCAGAGCGUGAAAUUCUUGGCGGCUGCGGCUCAGCUUCAGCUCCGGCUCAGAUCUUGGGGUUUGGAACGAAGAAGAAGCUGAUAUGAGAGUGAGAGAAAGUGAAAGGAAGGCUCAGGUGAGAAUCUUUGAGGCCAC